Struthio camelus australis is the source of this 2651-nucleotide messenger RNA. RefSeq names its product Wnt ligand secretion mediator (gene WLS). Gene Ontology annotation, molecular function: Wnt-protein binding. Gene Ontology annotation, cellular component: endomembrane system; organelle membrane. The record is from RefSeq and is a predicted model, not a curated record. NCBI's taxonomy places the organism in Eukaryota, Metazoa, Chordata, Aves, Struthioniformes, Struthionidae. Gene Ontology annotation, biological process: Wnt signaling pathway; intracellular protein transport; Wnt protein secretion.
CACAAUCACAGCUCUCGGCAGAGGGGGAGCCAGAUCCGGGCUUGCCUGGGCAAUCAGUGCUGAGCCUGCCUCCUUCCCAUCCCUGCAGCACUUUCAGAGCCUGAAGUUUGCAGCAGAGGCAAGAAGUGGGGGGAGAAAUCUCAGCAAAAAUGGCUGGGGCAAUUAUAGAAAACAUGAGCACUAAAAAGCUGUGCAUUGUUGGAGGGAUCUUGCUGAUUUUCCAAGUCAUCGCCUUUCUGGUGGGAGGUCUGAUUGCUCCCAGUCCCACUACAGCUGUUCCUUACACGUCAAUGAAGUGCAUUGAUGUAAGAAAAAACCACCACAAAACAAAGUGGCUAAUGCCCUGGGGACCUAACCACUGUGAGAAGAUCAAAGACUUUGACGAAGCAGUGAGCAGGCAGAUAGAGGCCAAUGAUAUCGUGUUUGCUGUUCACAUUCCUCUUCCUAGCAAGGAGAUGAGCCCCUGGUUCCAGUUCAUGCUUUUCAUCAUGCAGCUGGACAUUGCAUUCAAGAUGGACAACGACCUAAAAGAAAACGCAGAAAUUACACUGGAUGUGUCAUUAGCAUAUCGCGAUGACACGUUUGAUGACUGGGAAGAAAUAGCACAUGCAAUAGAGAUCAGGAAGCUGAAGUGCACCUUUGGCUCACCAAAAACCCUGGAGUCUGAAGGCCGUCACUAUGACUGUGACUUCCUUCCGUUCAUGGAGAUUGGAAGUGUGGCUCACAAGUACUACCUCAUCAACAUUCGUCUCCCUGUGAACGAGAGGAAAGGCAUUAACGUGGGGAUUGGGGAGAUAAAGGAUAUUCGCCUCGUAGGUAUCCAUCAAAAUGGAGGCUUUACAAAAGUGUGGUUUGCCAUGAAAACUUUCCUCACCCCCAGCAUUUUAAUUAUCAUGGUCUGGUAUUGGAGACGGAUCACACUGAUGACACGUGCUCCUGUCCUGCUGGAGAAGGUCAUCUUUGCUCUGGGAAUUUCCAUGACAUUCAUUAACAUCCCAGUGGAGUGGUUUUCCAUUGGAUUUGACUGGACUUGGAUGUUACUGUUUGGAGACAUUCGACAAGGCAUUUUCUAUGCCAUGCUCCUGUCAUUUUGGAUCAUCUUCUGCGGAGAGCACAUGAUGGAUCAGAACGAACGGAAUCGUCUCUCUGGGUACUGGAAGCAGGUUGGACCCAUAGCUGUUGGCUCCUUCUGCCUCUUCAUCUUUGACAUGUGUGAGAGGGGAGUGCAACUGAAAAAUCCCUUCUACAGUAUCUGGACCACUGAAGUGGGCACGGAGCUGGCUAUGGCCUUUAUUAUAGUUGCAGGCAUUUGCUUGUGUCUGUAUUUUCUCUUCCUGUGUUUUAUGGUCUUUCAAGUGUUUAGAAACAUCAGUGGAAAACAGUCAAGCCUCCCAGCCAUGAGCAAGGCUCGCCGCCUUCAUUAUGAGGGGCUGAUUUUUAGGUUCAAGUUCUUGAUGCUCAUUACUCUGGCUUGUGCAGCAAUGACAGUCAUUUUCUUUAUAGUGAGUCAGGUGACUGAAGGCCACUGGAAGUGGGGGGACAUAACAAUACAGGUGAACAGCGCCUUCUUCACAGGCAUCUAUGGGAUGUGGAACCUGUACGUCUUUGCACUUAUGUUCCUGUAUGCUCCAUCACACAAGAAUUACGGUGAAGAUCAGUCAAACAGUGACCUGGGUGUAAACAGUGGCGAAGAGCUUCAGCUCACCACCACAAUCACCCAUGUGGAUGGGCCAACAGAGGUUUAUAAGCUAGCUCGCAAGGAAGCUCAGGAGUAACACUGAGAACAUCUCAACUGAGACACAGGAUGAAGUGGAGUACACAGGACGAUACAGCAUCCUCCUUGAGGAGAUGUGUCUAAGUAACUUGCUUUAUGAAUGCCCAAUAUCUAGCGUCUUUUCAUAGAGCAGUGACACCAAGCAGAACAUUUGUAAACUCUUUAAUACGGAGUAGUUAUUUCUGGGGGGAGGGAUACAUAUAUUGUGUUACACUCAAGCACGUAAAGAUCUGCUAGAAAAGCAUUAAGGUUGCAAAGUCGCACAUUCAGAAGUUAGGAAGUGGCAGACCUGACAUUGGGUAAUUUUUACUUGGCUACCUUAGGCCUGUGCAUGCAGUGCAAGCAGUGAAUGGAGCUCAGUUAAUGAGCAGGUAUUCAGUAUUUUGAGUUUUUUUCGUAUGUGUAGCUUCUUAAGCAAGGUGUUAGGCUUGGGGGAUGGACUAAAGCCUCACUUUAAAAACAUUUAAUUCCAUCAUCUAUAACCAUAUGGAACCCAAUUUGUGGUCGUUAGUACAGCCCUCUAACUCUACAGCAAACCUCGUAUCACUUGAGUGAAGCAUAACCGGGGAAGGCAGUAGAUUGUUUGUAACAUAUAAGAUUUAAGUAGUAGAAGAAGCAGCAACAUGCUUUUUCAGUAGAUUUUACUGUUUGUUGAAUAUAGGAAAUGUAAAAACUUGAUGCCUGAGUUCAGUUUCAGUUGCAGGAGAAAUAUGUGCUCUAGAGCUCCUGCCUGAAUUCCUAGAGUUAUGGUUCUUAUAGCCAGCUCCUACCUAUUUCUCAGCCCUUUUGGCUCUGCUGUCUCUUGUUGUCUUCCUCUAUCUUACCUAUUUGUUAUGGCUCCUUCAUUUUUAUGCUGCUUAUGUGCCAUGAGGAAGAA